AUGGAUCCGGACGCAUUCACCGCCAGCCUAUUCAAGUGGGACCCACGAACCGUCCUCCCCGCCGCGCCGCCCCCGCGUCCCCCGCCGCCACUCCUCGACUACGCGGUCGCUCCUCCCGCCGUCGCCCCCGUCUACCAUCCUCCCAGGGCGGCGCCGCGCGAGCUCGGCGGCCUCGAGGAGCUCUUCCAGGCCUACGGCAUCCGCUACUACACGGCGGCGAAGAUCGCCGAGCUCGGCUUCACGGUGAGCACGCUGGUGGACAUGAAGGACGAGGAGCUCGACGACAUGAUGAACAGCCUCUCCCAGAUUUUCCGCUGGGACCUCCUCGUCGGCGAACGCUACGGCAUCAAAGCAGCCGUCAGAGCUGAACGACGUCGCAUCGACGACGAAGACAUCAAACGCCGUAAUACCAACCUCCUUUCCACCGACACCACCACCACCAACGCCCUCGAUGCCCUCUCUCAAGAAGGUUUGUCGGAGGAGCCGGUGGUGCAACGAGAGAAGGAGGCGGUGGGGAGCGGGGGAGGAAGCACGUGGGAGGUGGUUGCGGCGGAGGAGAGGAGAAAGCAGCAGAGAAGGCGGAGGACGAGGAUGAAGGCGAAUCUUCAGCAGGAAGAUAACGAGGAGCUUGAGGAUGAGGAGGGAGAAGAGAAUGAGGAAGGGAACAACAACAGUGGUGGAGGAUGCGAGAGGCAGAGGGAGCACCCGUUCAUCGUGACGGAGCCUGGGGAGGUUGCACGUGGGAAGAAGAACGGUUUGGAUUAUCUGUUUCAUCUCUACGAGCAGUGCCGUGAGUUCUUGAUGCAGGUUCAGGCCAUCGCGAAGGACCGUGGUGAAAAAUGCCCCACCAAGGUGACGAAUCAGGUAUUUAGGUAUGCGAAGAAAGCUGGAGCAAGCUACAUCAACAAGCCAAAGAUGCGACACUACGUGCACUGCUACGCUUUGCAUUGUCUCGACGAGGAGGUGUCGAACGAGCUUCGUAGGGCGUUCAAGGAGAGAGGAGAGAACGUUGGAGCGUGGAGACAAGCAUGUUACAAGCCCCUUGUGGCCAUCGCAGCGCGUCAAGGUUGGGACAUUGAUGCCAUAUUCAACGCACACCCUCGUCUUUCCAUUUGGUACGUUCCGACGAAGCUCCGUCAGCUUUGUCACGCCGAGAGGAACAGCGCCGCCGCUUCGAGCUCCGUGUCCGCCGGCAGCGCCCUCCUUCCCUUCUAA
Messenger RNA from Sphenostylis stenocarpa, 1215 nucleotides. The record is from the annotation of a GenBank genome assembly. NCBI's taxonomy places the organism in Eukaryota, Viridiplantae, Streptophyta, Magnoliopsida, Fabales, Fabaceae.